AUGAAGAAGACAUUAGGUUGGACCGAUUCUUUCUUCGUCUACUCAUUUACUUCCGUCUGUCUGUCUGUCUAUCUAUCUAUCUCGUUCUGUUCAUUAUCUAUCCAUGUAUCUAUCUCAGUCUAUUUAAUCUAUGUCAGGUUAUGCAUUUCUAUCUAUCUAUCUAUCUAUCUAUCUAUCUAUCUAUCUCAGAUUAUUCAUAUCUAUCUAUCUAUCUAUCUAUCUAUCUAUCUAUCUAUCUAUCUAUAUAUGUUCUAUUCAUAUCUAUCUAUCUAUCUAUCUAUAUAUAUAUAUAUAUAUAUCGUUGUGUAUUUAUAUCUAUCUAUCUAUCUAUCUAUCUAUCUAUCUAUCUAUCGUAGUCUAUUCAUAUCUCUCUCAGCUUAUUCAUAUCUAUCUAUCUAUCUAUCUAUCUAUCUAUCUAUCUAUCUAUCUAAGACUAUUCAUAUCUAUCUAUCUAUCUAUCUAUCUAUUCGAAGUCUAUUCAUAUCUAUCUAUCUAUCUAUCUAUCUAUCUAUCUAUCUAUCUAUCUAUGUCUCCUUCUUUACUAACCCAUCUUCCUUAACAAUGCAUCCGAUUUCACAAGGUUCAAUAAAGGAAAUUACAACAUCUAUCUCAAUCUGUUCAUAUCUAUCUAUCUAUCUAUCUCAUUUGGUCCAUAUCUAUCUAUCUAUCUAUCUAUCUCAUUCUAACCAUUAUCUAUAUAUCUAUCUAGCUCAUUCGGUCCAUAUCUAUCUAUCUAUCUAUCUAUCUAUCUAUCUAUCUAUCUAUCUAUCUAUCUAUCUCAUUCGGUUCAUAUCUAUCUAUCUAUCUAUCUAUCUCAUUCGGUUCAUAUCUAUCUAUCUAUCUAUCUAUCUAUCUAUCUAUCUAUCUAUCUAUCUAUCUAUGUGCGUGUUGCUAUAA
Acanthosepion pharaonis is the source of this 897-nucleotide messenger RNA. Lineage: Eukaryota; Metazoa; Mollusca; Cephalopoda; Sepiida; Sepiidae. The record is from the annotation of a GenBank genome assembly.